UAAGAAUAGUAGUAUUUUUGAAAAAUUAUCUCAACCCCCACAGUUCAUCGAAAGUAAGGAAUCGUUAUGAUUGUUUCUAUUGAUCAACAGGCCAUGGCUGCCAAGAGCCUACCCCUUCUUCUUGUCAGUCAGGAUUAUGAAUUGCUGUAGCAGUACUUUCGAACCCCUCGGAGUGCGCUAUAAAUACUCCUUGGGGAGAAUGACRUUGUCCACAACGUGGGCGAUGCCGUUGCAGGUGACAAUGUCGGUUGCAAUGAUCAGCGGCCACACCCUGUUUCCGUUGCCGGCCUGGGAUUUCAGUUGGUUUCCGUCUUUGUCUUCUUCGCACUUUGUGAUAAUAAAGUCGUCGCUGCUGUCGCCGAGCAACGUAUCUAUUUUCCUGUCGCAGAAGAGUUUCUCCUCAAAGUAGAUCCGGUCAGACACGUGGUACUCGAGGAUUUCCCGCAGCCCUUCCCUCGGAUUCACGAGAAGAUCGCUCAUAGUUGUCUUGCCGAGCCGCUUGAAGGCUUGGUUGGUCGGGGCAAAAAGUGUAUAGGAGCCGUCCCUGUCGAAACGCUCGUCUAGUUCUGCUUCUCCGAGAAGAUAACACAGUAUUUCGAAACUUCUCAUCGAACACGCAAAGUCGUCUAGUGGUUAGUAGUUUGUUUGCAACAUUGGUGAUGGUUGGGGAUAAGAAGAAAGAAGGAGCAAACAUUAGGAUCACGAGAGACGGAAAACAAAUGAGUGAACUGCGGAUACGAUACAAGUCUGUGGAAUCCGUCAUCGUUGCACUUACAAAGUGAUGGCAAGGAAUCCUGUAGCUCACAGCCUCUCCKACCUAUGUUGCACUGAGGUUUUUCAUUUGGGCACGAGGUAAGAUCCCGCUCGAGGCAACAACUGGGAUAUCCCAUUUCGUAGCACAUGAAAUCAGGCGGGUCUGAGCAAUAAGAAUCGCCGACUUCUGGCAAUCCGAUUUCGCAUCCAGGUUUUUUGUUGGGGCACCCAUUUGAAGAACGGUCAUCGCCACAGCACUCUGGCCAACCACUCCGGUAGCAGCCAAAAUUCGGCGAUUGCGUACAGUAMGAGUCACCAACAAUCGGAAAGCCAAUCUCGCAUUCCGGGCGUUCGUCGGGGCAGUAUAAAGAGUCGUCGAGGCAGCAUCUCGGGCGUCCGUUCUUGUAGCAGCUAAAGUCUUCUGCGUAGGUACAGUAGGAGUCUCCGACUAUCGGCCAUCCGAUUUCGCAUCCGGGCUGGAUCUUUGGGCAUUCGAUCGUGCUUUUCAGGCAACAUUCUGGCCURCCGAAUUGGUAACAGCUAUAGUCUGGUGUGUUUGUGCAGUACGACUCUCCAAGAAUCGGUAGACCGGGUUCUUCGCUACAACAAUCUAGCUUUUGUCCGGUCCCGUCMUUGGGGCAACACACGCCCUUCAAACCUAGCUCCCUGCAUCUUGGGUAAACAUCACAAGAACCCGAAGGAARCACUCCAGCAAAGCAGCAAUCCAACUUGACAUUUUCAUCAGUUGGGCAGCAUUCUCCGGUAAGACCCAGAGCUUCACACUCGGGGUUGGCCGAGCACGAACCAGGUAUGUCAAAACAGCAACUCAGUUUCGCGUUGUCAUCAGUUGGGCAACAUUCUCCAGUUAGACCCUUCGCUGCACACUUGGGAUGCCUCGAACACGAACCAGCACUAAUCUCGGUAGGCUUUUGAGUAGGUCUAAAAUAUAUGGCUUCUUCAACGCAGCAGUCGAGCUUCACACCCUCAUCGGUAGGACAACACUCUCCUGUCAGACCAAGAGCUGCACAACGAGGGAACUUCGAACACGAUGAAGCUUCUAAUGGUGCAAAUCGUGUUGGUCUGGGGGAUGGYCUGGGAGACGGUUUUGGGGUCGGUCUACGAGUCGGCUUCUUGGUAGGCUUCUUGGUAGGUUUGCGGGAGGAAAGUCCUGGCAGGUGACUAAAAGAAAGASAGGUAUAGCGACAGGUAAAUCAUAAUGGGACACCAAUGAAAGUGUAAGAGUCGRCCAAAAAACUGUGAUGAUUUCSUGCRCUUCCUUSMUUCCUUUGGUUGCUUGAUUUCUUCGAAACUACAUACCUUGGUAGAAUGACUUCAUCGACAAUGUGCAUGAUGCCGUUGCACGCCUCAAUAUUGAACGCAAUAACCUCAGGUUUGKCGCUUUCCGAAUUCCCAGCACCCUUCUGGAAAAUUUUUGUUUCUCCGUUUUCGCAAACGGUGCGUGUGAACUCCUCGUUCACCAUCUCAAGCCGCUCUCCRCAUCGAUCUUUCAGUCCGGACUUGUUGAUCACAUUAUUCUUGUGCAUGUGAAGGAAAAGAAGUUCUCGAAGAGUGCCCUUCGGACACUCGUAGAUGUCAUUGUACUUUAGAUCCC
Molecule: messenger RNA, 2365 nt
Organism: Pseudo-nitzschia multistriata
Lineage: Eukaryota; Bacillariophyta; Bacillariophyceae; Bacillariales; Bacillariaceae
Source: the annotation of a GenBank genome assembly